UCUCUCUUUCCAGCCUUGAAUGAGCCUACCAUCGACUACGGCUUCCAGAGGCUACAGAAGGUCAUCCCCAGACACCCAGGAGAUCCCGAGAGGUUACCUAAGGUCAGUGACACGCCUCAUAGGACACCAAGGAGUACAGCAUCCCCUGUUGUUACUCCAAAGACCACCCAGACUAUAUUGACUUCAGACUGCCAAAUAUCUGAGUUUAUAGAGGGCAAACCAGAUUUGUUAGAUUGGAUUAAUUUGUUCCACUCAAUAUGGACCUGGCCUUAAGAACACAGUCCGAUGCCAAGGGGCAUAUUGUUCUGAUAACUUGUACAAUUGGAAACAGGUGUUUAUGGGAUGUUGUAUUGGUGUUGUAGAGUUUGAGGCAGUGUUUCUGGUCUGGUUAUUUUUAGGUUUGAGGAAGCAACAAACAUGCAUAUGCAAAGUCACUGCUUAUACAAAUAUAUCCGCAUUCCAUGCACACAUGUAGACACACAUAGACAGAGUUUACAAAACAUGACAUAGACUGACCAGGUGAAUCCAGGUGAAAGCUAUGAUCCCUUAUUGAUGUCACCUGUUAAAUCCACUUCAAUCAGUGUAGAUGAAGGGGAGGAGACAGGUUGAAGAAGGAUUUUUAAGCCUUGAGACAAUUGAGACAUGGAUUGUGUAUGUGUGCCAUUCAGAGGGUGAAUGGGCAAGACAAAACAUUUAAGUGCCUUUGAACGGGGUAUGGUAGUAGGUGCCAGGUGCACCAGUUUGUGUCAAGUACUGCAACGCUGCUGGGUUUUUUCACGCUAAAAAUAGUUUCCCGUGUUUAUCAAGAAUGGGCCACCACCCAAAGGACAUCCAGUCAACUUGACACAACUCUGGGAUGAAUUGUAGUUAACAUGGGCCAGCAUCCCUGUGGAACGCUUUCAACACCUUGUAGUCCAUGCCCUGACAAAUUCAGUCUGUUCUGAGGGCAAUAUUAGGAAGGUGUUCCUAAUGUUUUGUACACUCAGUGUAGACGCACGCAAGCACGCACACAUUAUGCAGGGUCAAGAACACAGGCAGCCGUCAAGUGCCCUGGGCGGUUUGCCGCCUGGUUAGUACGAAAAUAUUAUUUCCCCCCUAAAAAGGUGCACCAUUAAAUGAGUGAGAUUGUUUUGGGCAGGGAACUGCUGUAAAGAGGGAUACGAUCAGAUGGGGCCUGACAGUCUAAAGCAGCUGCCAAAUUGAAACCAUUUAUCAAAAUCUGACAUCUGAGAUCCAGUCACCAAAAAAGCAGUUUAUUUGUAAAUUGAUACUAUUAGUGAGCAUACAUUGUCUGGCCCCUUUGAUGCCCUGAUUUGUGGCGGAGGGAGAAUGUCCCUAUCAGCCGUUAUAUAUUUAUUUAUUCAAAAGAAAACUCAAUAAGCAUAUAGAUUUUCCUCCGUCUUCUCUUCAGCCGCGAGCUUUCCCGACAUUUUAGAUAGAAGGAAAUAACAACAAGACUAACACGUAAAAGCUUGCCAUUCGUGAAGUACCUCAUUGCUCUCACCCAAUGUGGCUUGUCAGGACAGACUCACACGGUCACUCUGAACAGUAACGCUGACCUUUCAUCCCUUUGUUAUCCUCUCUCCUUUGCUUUUCUUGUAGGACAGAAAGGUUGGCCAGGACCGUUAGUAGAAUCUCUUAGGCAGGGAGCAAAGCAACCCCAAGCUACAGUCAGAGGCUAUAGGCACCAAAACCUGUUAUUGGAACCAAUUGAAGUCAAAUUGAAGUAAUGUUUUAAGCAGGAAGCAACAGAGCAAUUCUUGAAGGGUGGGAAUAAUGGGGAUUCCAUGUAAAUAAUGAUAGGGGAAAACACUGCCUGUUGGUUUUUGGUGUUUUCCUUUGUAGCUGAGAAACCCCAUUUGAGUGAUUAGAUUAGGAGGUUGGCAGCCACACAUCUCCAACGAGUCGGUCUCAGAGCUGGAACCCUAGCCUCAGUGAGCUGGAACCCUAGCCUCAGUGAGCUGGAACCCUCAGUGAUGGACAGACAGACCAGACCAGGGCUAAAGCAUGGCCAACUGGUCACUGAUGACCUCAGAGGCUGGGACUGGAUCAGUUCGCCUCUAAUUUCAUUUCCAGUCUGCCUUGGCUGCAAGCGGACACUUCCCAGUCCAGAUCUAUGGAGGAUAUGUGGUUUAAGCUCUAGCCUCUCCUUAUUGCUCAGCAUGGGAGGCAGCAGCAUAUUUGCGAGCGGCGCUCCGUUCCAGGAUCUUUGCGGUAGAAGACCCAUUCCCAGGUCACGGCAAGUUUAACGGCCUAUGAAUCCUCUUAAAUAGACACCUGGAUGGUGAUGCGUUCCUUACAUGUGGAGGGCCUAUUUUCCUAAGAUACGGCCAUACGGGAGGCCUGUUUUGAUACAGAGCAGACAAACAAAUGGAGACUGAGCUAAAAAGCUGACCGAGGUGAAGAGUUUGCUGUCUUGUCGGCCAAAAUGUGUUAACGGCUGAAAAAGCAUGUUCUGGCCUUAUAUGAUAUCUGAGACUAGAUGUGUUUACCACCUGUUUGGCCAUUACAUUUGAAUCAACUGCCAGGGUUAAGGGGCAAUUCUAUUCAAUGCAAUGUUAGUGCUGGGCUGUAACAAAAUCCUGCACUCCCUAUAGCUAGUCCAGGACCUGUGCUGUUAGUUUGCGCCCCUAAUCUACACUGAACAAAAAUAGAAACGCAACAACAAAAGUGUUGGUCCCAUGUUUCAUGAGCUAAAAAAAAAAAUUCCCAGAAAUGUUCAUGAUGCACAAAAAGCUUAUUUCUCUAAAAUUUUGUGCACACAUUUUUUUACAUUCCUGUUAGUGAGCAUUUCUCCUUUGCCAAGACAAUCCAUCCGCCUGACAGGUGUGGCAUAUCAAGAAGCUGAUUAAACAGCUUGAUCAUUACACAGGUGCACAAUAAAAGGCCACUUUAAAAUGUGCAGUUUUGUCACACAGCACAAUGCAACAGAUCUCAAGUUUUGCAAUUGCCAUGCUGACUGCAGGAAUGUCCACCAGAGCUGUUGCCAGAGAAUUUAAUGUUAAUUGCUCUACCAUAAGCUGCCUCCAACGUAGUUUUAGAGAAUUUGGCAGUACAUCCAACCGCAGACUACGUGUAACUACGCCAGCACAGGACCUCUACAUCCUGCUUCAUCACCUGUGGGAUCAUUUGGGGGGGUGGGGGGGGGGGGGGGGGUUUACCCCUGCCCAGUCAUGUGAAAUCCAUAGAUUAGGGCCUAAUGAAUUCAUUUCAAUUGACUGAUUUCCUUAUAUGAACUGUAACUCAGUAAAAUCUUUAAGAUUGUUGCAUGUUGCGUUUAUAUUUUUGUUCAGUGUAGAUUAUAUACUGAAGAGAUCAGUGGCAUAGGGUGGUAGCAGUAGCUAGAGGUACAGUUUUCACUCCCUUUGUGUUGUAGCUAGGUGACUACGGGGCGGCUGUGCAGAGCCAGGCUAGGAGUGAUUUAUCAUUGUUAAGGGACCUGUCGGAAGGCUUCUUCUCCCGGGUCAGCUGAUCCCUUCUCUCUGGGAACCUCGCGAACCAGGGAGCCAUCCUCCCAUAAUUGAGCUCCUGGAAAGCAAUGGAAGAAAAUAGGGAAAAAAGAUGGAAUAUGUCUGGAGACAGACGCAAGGAGGACUGGGGCGUUGGUGGCCAGGGGCAGGGGCUGGGGCUCAGGGGGGUUGGGUUAGGUGAGAUGGGUAGAAGAGUUACGGGGAGAGAUUUUGUCAUGUUCAGUCCAGUGUUUGAUAAGGAGGAUGCAGUUCAACUACAUGUAGUAUGAUAAAGGCACAUUCUAUAACAUUUCCACAUGAAAAUAGCACUUAUUAAUAUCUUUCUGUAAUAGUAAAGAGAUACAAUUCCUUGAGAUAAAUACUAUUUUGUAUUGUCGCUAAAAUGUUAUAUAGUACUGCACAUUAAAAGGAGCACUGAGAGGAAGGGACAUAGGCUGGGUUUCCAGUCGAUAGGUUAUGAAUUGUAAUUCAAUUUAUAGAUUCGGAAAUUCAACUCAUGAAUUGGGGAGAAAAAAAUCCCCAACGAAAAUGAUGGCCAUUUUCAAACACAUGAAUCAAAUUGGAAUUCAUUUCCUCAAUCGACCUGACUUGAAGAUGACCCCAGUCAGUUCAGGAUAGAGGUAUUCUAUCAUUCCUACUCUUUCAUAUCGUUCUUCUUGUGAGUUAUUCCACCUGGAGCUCUGAAGUACCCUAAAGAGACGUUCACUCGCUAGAUGUGUGGUCUGUCGCUCCAGAAUACUGUAUGUGCCUUCCCCUCUUGGCCUGGAUACAGAUGAGAGCAUGGAGCAUGGUGGAUGAAAUGAUUUCCCCUUCUGUCUGAAGUAAUAAAAGAGAGACAUACACUAGCUAAAACCUGUUUUUCCCCCCGGUGUAUGGUAGAAAGGGCUUUAAAGUCAUCAGUGUAGAGGUUUCCAGGAUAGAGGCUGGGAACAGACUAUUCCUACUCACACAUAGGGAGGGAGUCCCUUGUAGGGUCAACUUCUCAUCCCUUACUGGCACUUGACCCGUUGAGGAUGGAGGAGAGGAUGCUCCUUUCCAUCCGUCCUGUCCUCCGCCAAGUCCCUUCUCCUUCCCCCUUCAUGGUGUUUAGGUGCUCUCUCUCUCUCUCUCUCUCUCUCUCUCUCUCUCUCUCUCUCUCUCUCUCUCUCUCUCUCGCUCUCUCUCUCUCUCUCUCUCUCUCUCUCUCUCUCUCUCUCUCUCUCUCUCUCUCUGUGUGUGUGUGUGUGGGCAAAGUGCUUGCAUGCUAAUGUGUGUAUGUAUGCUUGCAUGCAUGUGUGUGUAUGCGUUCUGUGUGUUUAUGUGUGUAGUGUUUGUAUGUAGCGUGUAAAGGCUGUCGGGGCGUCCUAGAGUGUCGUAGCUAGGGAAUGUGCUGAGCAGUACAGGGAGAGCAUAGCCCCUUAUUAAUAGAGGACACACAAUGACUUUUAGUGUGCCUGCGGUCUGCACUGCCACUACACACACUGAAAGCUAAUAAGACCCGGGACAGUUGUUCUGUAUGCUGAAAGUAUACCAUUAUAGGCAGGCUGCAUGUACUCUGUCUGUACAUUACUCCUCCAUAGUUAGAUUUCAGUCUAUGUCCAUUUGUUAUUGCUUUAUUACUUUAGUAUCCUAGAGUAUUUAGUGAAUUUAUCAAGCAAUUUUCACUUUCAGUGAAUCUUUCAACCCUUGCAUAUUCCAUGUUUGAUGUUUAUUCAUAUUGCAAAUGGGUAACUUCAAGAAUCAAGAUAUUACCGUUAUAUUUCAUUCAAGUGACACUUACACUUUAUACUAGCACUAAACCAGCAUUUUACACACAAUGGACACUUCCAUAGUAUCUUCAUCUGCCGAAUCCUUCAGAUCAUUGGCUGAGGUGAUUAUUGAAUGAGCCAUCACGCUGCUUCUAUCCAUCCAUCCCUCUAUCCCUCCAUCCAUCCCUCCCUCCAUCCCCCCUCUCUCCCCUCUCCCCUCAGAGGUGUGGGCCAGUGAUAAGAGAUUAUGAUGAUAACUGGGAGGCAGUGCAUUACCGUAUUGAUUGGGGCAGAGCUUUCAGCGGCGUUAAAGCACCCGUGCUCUGAUUGCCGGCACUUGCGCUGACAGGAAUCCAAUGGCGCUGUCUCUCCUCGUCGCUAUAGGGAGGGGUGUGUGUUCAUGUGUGGGUAUAUGGGUGUAUGGGUGAUGGGAGGGUGGGAUGUAUGUGUGUGUAAGGGAGGGGGGGUUUAUGAGUGUGAAUGUGGAUAUGUGUGUGUGUGUGGUUCAAGGCAGUGCAACGGCCAUCUCUCACCUCCACACACACAUGCCUCCCACCCCCACCCCAACAGCUACAGGACCACAAGGCCCAGGCAUAGAUAACCCUCACUGUUAUGUCACAAAGUGCUGUGAUGUAUUUUCAAUGGUCCAAGUCAAGUAACAUGAAAUGAAAUGAGGUUCUCAGAACAGAUGGCCUGUUCUUAGUUGGUUAUCUAAAGGUUCUCAGAACAGACGGCUUGUUCUUAGUUGGUUAUCUAAAGGUUCUCAGAACAGACGGCCUGUUCUUAGUUGGUUAUCUAAAGGUUCUCAGAACAGACGGCUUGUUCUUAGUUGGUUAUCUAAAGGUUCUCAGAACAGAUGGGUGGUUCUUAGUUGGUUAUCUAAAGGUUCUCAGAACAGACGGCCUGUUCUUAGUUGGUUAUCUAAAGGUUCUCAGAACAGACGGCCUGUUCUUAGUUGGUUAUCUAAUUGUUGUUAUUGUCUGGAGAUAAUUAGCUAAAUCCAUGGUAGAUUAGUGAGCUGAGGAAUUUCUGUACAUAACGAAGUGCUUCAUUUAUUCUGCUAUAAUACUCUGGAGAAUGUACUCCAAGGAGUAUUUUCUUUGCAUUUGUUUUCGAGAUUGGGGUUAUUUACGGGGUUGUUCUUAGAAACUGCCCGCACACUUCAAACAAUUGAACGCACACACACACACACACGCACACACGCGCACAUGCACACACGCACACACACACAAACACACGCAAAACGAAGCAGAGUAGCACCAACGAGGCCUCGAAGGCGUUGUUACCUUGAGAAGGCUGUUGUGUCUGUCACUGCCUAAUGAAAAUACAAGGAGAGACCGACUGUGGCAAACACACACACACACACCAGUGUGUAGAGGCAGGAAUGUGUGUGUAUGUGUCUAUGUUUGUGGGUUUGAGGCAUCUGGGGCGGGAGGGGGUUGCCAAAGUUCCCUGUGGCAGGCAGGGUGUUGCAACCGCCAAGCCUCAGAGACAUUAACUAACUUCUGUUUUAUAAUGGAGAUUAAUGAAGCGAGUACAUGCCAGAGGGGGAGAGGAGAGGAGAGACGAUAAGAGGAGAGAGGAGGAGAGGAGGAGAGGAGGGGUCCGAGAUACACUCCUCACAGGGGUAUAGCGUUUGGCAGUGCCAAGGUGUGACAGAUUGUGCCCUCUCUCAGUGGAUAGGGACGGGUGACGGGGUUCAGGCGUAGAUCUGGGGGUGGGGUGGAGAUUGACAGGAGCUGAAACGAGAGCUGUAUUGCUUGGUUGCUGUGGGGGUGGCGGUGUGUGUGUGUCUGUGUGACUGUGUGCCUGCAGGAUAGCUGUGGGGUCAGUAGGAGUGUUGGGGUAGGCAGGUGAGUGGGCAUGCUCACUAAGGAGAGGCACAGAGGAAGGGCACACUGGCAUGGGGGAUCUCAGAUAGAGAUGUGAAACUCUGCUAAUGUACACGCUCACACACAGGCACACAUAUGAACACGCACACACAAACACACACAAACACACACGCAUGCUCUUUAUUUAAAAUGUGUGUACAUAGUAAAAAUAAAUCAACCAGUAUAUUCAUAAAACAGAAGAGAAUCCAUGAAGUUAACAAAAACUCACACACCCCUUCCUCACUCUGUAACUCACGUCAGUACGCAGGCCUGCCCACCUGGGCAGAUGGUAAUUCCUCAGACUGUUUCGACCUUACUUGGAUCCUUUUUGCUGAGGUCAUAUUUUGUCGUGGGAAAUGGGGGACAGAAAGGGAGAAGAGCAUCCUCAUGCACUCUUUCCCUGUCAAACACUUGACACAGGGCCAACAGUGAGGGAAUAGUUAAAUGAUUAAACGAUAAGAAAAAACAUUAUUCCCGGACACAUGUUCACCACAGCACUGCACAUUUCCUUUGACAGCGUUUCGGACAAGUCAAGUUAAGCUGUUUUUUUUUUUACACAAGGAAAAGGCUAGAUGUGUUGCAGGAACCAAUCAGGCUCCAGACAGGCAGACAGAGGCCCCUCCUCAUUGUAAUACCCCGGAGACCUCCAGCAGAGGCUCCCACAACACCAGCUCUCAUCCCCAGAGCCCUGGAAACAUCAGCCAACCCAGCUCUCCCCACCUCACUCACUCCUCUUCUCUGUCCUCCUUACGUCACAUCUCCUUUCCGCUCUCGUGUUGUGUCGUGUUGUGACGUCUCGUCCCUAUCUAUCAGGCCUGUUAUUGUUAUUAAGAGCCAUUGCCACGGCGAACCACUGGGCUGCUGGGGAGAGAUUGGACGCUUCCUCCUCUGGGUGGGAAAACAGCCUAGGGGCAAUGGAGGGGGGGGGGGGGGGUGAAUUAGGCAGGGAAAUUCAACAAUCACAUGCAAUGUGGCUCUAAUAAGCCUGGGUCUGAAGUGGCGGAUCGGAAACACAGAAGGCAGUUUGAAAGUGUUAAUAGGUACCCACCACCUCAGGCUGCUCCCUCUCUCCUCCCCCUCUCCCUCCAGGGUGCAUUGGCAGCCAUUUUGAUUAGAGGCUGGUAAAGAUGCCCUCUGAUCAUGACAGUUUGCUAUUGUGUAGUGCUGUGACAAGCUAAGUGCUGUAACAAAAAGGCCACCCCCUACAAGCAGAGACAUGAGAGCUCAAGAAGGGAGUGGUGGGGCUCAAUACAAGAUGUCUGACUGGGAGUGCGUGUAAGUGUGUGUUAGUACACUACAUGUCCAAAAGAAUGUGGACACCUGCUCGUCAAAAAUCUAAUUCCAAAAUCAUGUGCAUUAAUAUGGAGCUGGUCCCCCCUUUGCUGCUAUAACAGCCUCCACUCUUCUGGAAAGGCUUUCCACUAGAUGUUGGAACAUUGCUGCGGGGACUUGCUUCCAUUCAGCCAAAAUAUCAUUAGUGAGGUCGGGCACUGAUGUUGGGCGAUUAGGCCUGGCUCGCAGUCGGUGUUCCAAUUAAUCCCAAAGAUGUUCCAUGGGGUUGAGGUCAGGGCUCUCUGCAGGUCAGUCAAGUUCUUCCACACCGAUCUCGACAAACCAUUUCUGCAUGGACCUCGCUUUGUGCACAGGGGCAUUGUCAUGCUGAAACAGGAAAGGGCCUUCCCUAAACAGUUGCCACAAAGCUGGAAGCACAGAAUCAUCUAGAAUGUCAUUGUAUGCUGUAGUUCACUAGACCGAAACAUGAAAAACAGCCCCAGACCAUUAUUCCUCCUCCACCAAACUUUACAGUUGGCACUAUGCAUUCGAGCAGGUAGUGUUCUCCUGGCAUCCGCCAAAUCCAGAUUUGUCAGUCGGACUGCCAGAUGAAGUGAAGUGUGAUUCAUCACUCCAGAGAACGCGUUUCCACUCCUCCAAAGUCCAAUGGCGGCGAGCUUUACACCACUCCAGCCGACGCUUGGCAUUGCGCAUGGUGAUCUUAGGCUUGUGUGUGGCUGCUCGGCCAUGGAAACCAAUUUCAUGACGCUCCCGACAAACAGUUCUUGUGCUGACGUUGCUUCCAAAGGCAGUUUGGAACUCGGUAGUGAGUGUUGCAACCGAGGACAGACGAUUUUUACGCGCUUCAGCACUCGGCGGUCCCGUUCUGUGAGCUUGUGUGGACUACCACUUUGUGGCUGAGCCAUUGUUGCUCCUAGACGUUUCCACUUCACAAUAACAGCACAUACAGCUGACCGGGGCAGCUUUAGCAGGGCAGAAAUUUGACGAACUGACUUGUUGGAAAGGUGGCAUCCUAUGACAGUGCCACGUUGAAAGUCACUGAGCUCUUCAGUAAGGCCAUUCUACUGUCAAUAUUUGUCUAUGGAGAUUGCAUGGCUGUGUGAUGUGAUGCAGACAGCUGCUUACUUAGGGUUGUUUAUCACACGUAGGCCUUGCCGUUAAAGCUCAUCUCUGACUUGUACUCUGUAAAACAAUGAUUACAUUUGCAUGUUUUCCUUGUUUUACCACCCCAACUCCCAUCACCAAGGUCUGACACUUGCAGCAAGCAAUUUGUAGUUUUCAUAAUGAUUUACACCAAAACAUUGAAGAUUGUAUUAUCGCUCAGAUCAUGUUUUAGGUUUAGAGUUGUAGGUUUAUAAAAGCAGUAAACAUUUAUUUUCUACAGUCUACUUUCCUAGAUUUUACUAUCAACCAUCAACAAUUUAGAGGAUCCAGUUUUAGUAAGUGUGGAAUUUUUCAUGUAACUGUGUAGCAUAUUACGUUUGAAUCUAAUGAAAUAAAAUAAACAGUAAAGAUGUGAUGUGAUGUCAUUUCAGGAAGUGCUGUUAAAGAGAUCAGCAGACUUAGUAGAGGCCCUGUAUGGAAUGCCCCACAAUAACCAGGUAUGUCAUCAUAUAGCCCAUUUUCAUUGCUAAAACAUUUAAUUAAAAAAGUGACCAUUCAGAUUUAUAUUCUUAUUUGAUUAUUUUGGUUAAGAGGUAACAAAGUUUCCCAGAGUUUUAAAAUGUUCCUUUUAUUUUCUUUGAUUAUACACAGAUUAAAUUAACAUUCCGUUUAUAUUUCGAGAACAGCCAGGUCACAGAGACCUGGGAAGCCAGGGAAAAACAAUCUGUACAGUAUCUAAAUGUCAGAAGUAGUAGUUCUGUUUAUCUUGAGUCUAUCAUCUGUGAAAAUUCCAAUAUUCAACCCUGAUCCAAUCUGAGUGACCCACCAAAAAUACACUGCCCGAGGCUGUACAUUACAAAACCUUUUUUAUGACCUAAACUCACAAUCACCUAUGGUACUCUCUCUCCACCUUCCCCCUCUCCCUCCCUCCCCCAGGAGAUCAUUCUGAAGCGGGCAGCAGACCUGACCGAGGCCCUGUACAGCGUCCCCCGCAGCCACAACCAGCUGCCCUCGCUCAGUGGCUCGGCCGCCCACUCCGGCAUGAUGGGAGUCAACUCCUUCAGCAGCCAGCUGGCCGUCAACAUCUCUGAGGCCUCGCAGGGGGACCAGGGUGAGUGCUACAACCCCCCACCAUGAUCCCACACCCCACAAUCCUCACCCUGCUCCCUCUGAUCCUCUCACCCCUUCUCUGUGUAUUGGUGUUGCCUGUAGAUAUGUGAUGAUUGCUAGUCUUCUCAAUGUAAGCUUCAUGGCUAUCCUGUAGCCAUACUUUAGUGUCUGUCAGCAGCUCUGCUUUUAGUAGCCAUAUACAUCAGGCCUGGCCCUUUGUGCAUACAUCCACUCAGUGAAACAUUCCCUCAGAUCCAAGCGUGUGUGUGUGUUUGUGUGUGUGUGUGUGUUUGUGUGUGUGUGUGCGGGUGUGUGAGUGUGUGUGUGUGUGGCAGACAGUGACACCAGCUCCCUGUCACUAUUCAUGGAGAGUGUAUGAGAAGGGGAGGUGCUAAUGAGUUCAGAAAUGCAGACGAUGUGGCAUGAAUAAAACAACCAGUUUAGCCACUGAAUACAGACAGCAGCUUGGUCAAGGUUUCAUGGAGCAGUGUGUGUUUGUGUGUCUCUCUUAACAGCAUUGAGUGUGAAUUCACUAUUUAUACACUUCCAAAAAUGCAUAAGCAUGUUAUUAUGUUGUUAUGCAUAUAUUAUAAUGCAAAGCCCCCCACGCAGGCAUGACCACGCACACACACACACACACACACACACACACACACACACACACACACACACACACACACACACACACACACACACACACACACACACACACACACACACACACACACACACACACACACAUACUAUCCUAGAGAGGGCUGUUUCCUUUGACAAAGCAGCUCUAUGACUGAUGCACAAGAAAUAUGUCUGAACGUGUGAUGAACACAUUGGCUCACGUCGGAGUCGAGGAUAUGGAUAGAAAGAGGAAAUGCGAGAGAUCUCUAGAGCUGUUUUCUCUCCUCUGACACCUCAGCAUUCUAGUUCCUCUAUUUCUAUCCCUCCCUCUCUCCCCUCAUCUGCUUUUCACAUCACAUACAAGAGAACACCUACAGGAAUCUAUGAGGUCAUGGGAACAGGACUGCAGCCAUCGUGAAAAUACAUAAUGUCAUAGUUUAUGUCCAUGAUCAUUGGAACAUUACAACCCAGAAUCAGACUAUUUCCCCCUACUGUUGUACAACUAUGAAACGCCUCUUUGUGCUCCUAGAAAUUACGUACUAUGAUUAAAACCUUAAUAUACAGGGCAGAUCAUAUGCCGAGCCUUAUCAAACGCAUGAGGAAUGUAAUUUACUGAAGCAAUUCCAGACCAGCGUUAUGGAUCUGCUUUAGAUCAACAGCAAAAUUGAUUAUAUCAUUUCUCCUCUGGCGUUUGUCUUCAAACUUGCAUCCACUCCACUUGUUUUACUUUACGCUGACAGUUUCCUCUGGAGCGAAUAGGGAUACUACCUUGUGGCACGUCUCGGUCUCAUUGACCUCCAGAGGCUGACCUCGUCAUUGCGUCAGUCAGCGAUUGCUGGAUAGGGUUACUGACUGCUCCCCCUAGGCUUGUCCUUCAUGUCUCACCCCAAUAGUGGAUUGGCGUUGCCUCUCCCCCCGAUACCACCCAUAGCCUUAUGUUGAUUGGCCUUCAUCUAGGAUGUAUUGAAUACCCGUUCUCCCUUCGUUAUAGCCCUCUCCCCUUCACGAGGCACUAGGGCUUGUACUAACCUGGGGGCUUAGUUAGAGACCAGAGAGAAAGGCACACUAUGCCAAGUAGCACAGUGUGCUCACACUUCCUCUCUCUCCUUCUCCCCUUCUCUCCUUCUCCCACACUCUUAGAAAUAAAGGGGCCUGGAACCUUUUGGGUUGCCACCCCGGCGGAACCUUUCCAGUUGAAGAAUGUUCCUUGAGGAACCCCUCUGAAAUGGUUCUUCGAGGAACCCCUGUGUAAAGGUUCAAACCGGAACCUUUUUGUGAUGGGAGGGGUUCAAUUUUGAACCUUUUUAAUAAUAUAUUAUAGAGGUGGCAGCCUAUCAGAUUGGAGGCGUGGCUUUCAGAUAUUUAUUUUUGGUCACCCUUCAGUGUAAAUGUCAUUCCUGUUCAUCAUGUUAAGUUUGUACACUGCAAAUUAAAAUGUUCCUUGAAUAUUUAUGCAUAUUACAUAUUCUAAUAUAAUAUUAAUAAUAUUAACAUAAAGUGGUAACUAUUCCAACCUUGGGAUUUGCAUAGGCUCUUGCGGAACUCAUACACGUGUUAGCCUCAUCGAAGCUACAAAAUUGUCAGUGUUCAACUUUAACAUGUGAUGACAACACAACAAAACAGAUUAACAGGAAUGACAUUUACUCUAUGGGUGGCCCCCCAAAAAACUACUAAGCCACGCCUCCCCUCCAGGGUUCCUCCAGGAACCCGUUGUUACAUUGAACCAUUAAAGGUUCGUCCAAGAAUCCCUUAACUAACCGAAGGUGCAAAUAUGAACCAUGGACUAGCAAUGGUUCCUUGAGGAACUCCAGGGGUUCCUUGAGGAUCUCCAGGGUUCCUCAAGUCACCAAUAAUUCUAAGAGUUCACUCUCCUUGUCCUCCCCGCUCUCACUCUCUCUCCCUUUCCUACUUUCUGGUUUGAGCCAACGCAAUUCCCAGCAGGAGAGCAAUUGAUGGAGCGCUGCCCUGGGAUCAGGGAGAGUGCAGGCAAUGGGAAACACAUGUCAGGAACAACGGUGGAGGGAGUUGCAGCAUGGACAAUCCCUCGCAAAAGCUACACCGUGUCCGAUUCAACUCUGCAAUGCAGAGCAUUGGACAUUUACAAUACGGUUGCAUUUUAAAAAGCCCACCUCUUACCAAAUCGAACAUAUGCUUUAUCGCUUCUGACACAAUAUUUAUUAACCCUCGUUCAGAUUUGAAGUGUAAAGGGAAUUGUGCUCAAACAAUGAGGGGAGAGGGGUGGUUUUAGUUCUGGAGGAGAGCAAUGCAAGUCUUAAUACUUACUAUUAGAAUAGUAGGAAUUGGGUCCAUGCUUUUAGAGAUUGUCAACGGAAGUGUCAAAGCAAAUGGGAUGUUGUUCAAACUGCACGGUUUUGAUGACAUUGGAUUGACCAUAGCAUUUCCUCCUUUCGUCCAGGUUACUCCCGUAACUCCAACAGUGUAUCACCCCGUGGCUACGUCCCCAGCUCCACGCCCCAGCAGUCCAACUACAACACCAUCACGUCCACCAUGAACGGCUACGGAGCGGGCAUGACCAACCUGGGGGUGCCAGGCUCACCCAGCUUCCUCAACGGCUCCGCUGCCAACUCCCCCUACGCAAGUAAGUACAGCCUUAUUUGGUCUCAAUGAUCAUUACUGUAACAAACCAAUGUGGGGGAUCAUUUGGGUAGUUAUAUGUGGUGGGAUAGCAACACACGGUUUCAUUAGGACAGUAGUACUCUGAUUCAGUCCAGGAGGGAUGCAGUGUAUGCUAGCUCUUCUCUUACUUUUCGUUUACACAGUGACUGGUUUAGAUCUGGGGCACCAAGUGUAUGGACUCACAGACUAAAUAAGUGACAUCAGUUUACUAUUGAUCGAUUCAGUGGAGGCAAAGAAACAGAACAUACCUGCAUCCGCUGCCGUUCUGGAGGACUGGUGUUGAGGACUCCUGCUGUAGGAUCUGCAUUGGAAUUCCUCACACACAUCUCAUAGAUGACAUCAUUGGGAUUCCUCAUCUCUCCCUUAGGGCUAGAUCCCUUCAGUUUCUCUGUCCCUGAUCUUUCCUUCACCACUCUAGUGCAAUUAACAUGCUUAGAGUCACGAUUCUGCUCUGAGGUCACAGGUGUCUUGAACUCAAACUGUCAACUGAACUCAAACUGUCAACCUCUGGGACUCUUUGAAUUGCUUAUUGUUUAGGCUACAGCAUCACAGAGCAAAGUCUCCCAAAAUAAAUGCCAGUGUCCCAGUAGUUGUAAAUUCUAGAUACUAAACUGAAAGUGGGUAUUGGUCUGGCACUUGAUGUGGAAGGUUAUGCAUUGUCUACUGAAGGGAAUGGUUGGGUUUGUCUGUCUGUACCAUGCAUUGUAAAAGUCUUCAUCUUCUUUGCCUAUAUCUUGUUCCAUCUCCUUCAUUACUUAACACUACUAACAUACUAACACCCUCAUAGUAUCAUUCAUGCUGUGGGCCAAACCCAUGCAGUUGGAUUAGUAACAAAACAUCUCAACUGUGACGUUACAGAGCAAGAAUAAGUUAAUAGUUCAAUGAAGAUAAAACAAAAUAACAAUUUACAUGUAGGGAUAUUUACAAUUUGCAUUUUGCCAUCCAUUUUAGACGUCCAUUUUGAAUUUCUGUAUUUGUGAGAUAUGAGGCUAAAAGCUGCUUCAGGGUUUCAUACUUUAGUGGAUUCAUAUUUAUUGUGAUAAAAGAUGCAUUAACUCGUAGGUACAGAAACUAACCAAGCCAGUAUGGGGAGAAUGAGGUAUCAAAUACACUGUGCUUUAAAUUAAAUUGCUUCGUUAUCACAGUCAGCAUUUCAUACAUUAACAUUCUACACACAUGCACACACACACACGCACACAUACAUAUAUUUGUUUGUGAACGUGGAUGGAGGUUGCUGCUAUCCUCAAGAACAAGGUAUUGUUUGUGUCAAAGUCUAAAAUAGGCCUUCAAGUUAUGGAUCAACUUGCAAAUAUUGUGCACCUUACUCCGAGCAUGUUACUCCAGACCUUGGCCCUUCUUCAGGCAGGCAUCCAUUCCUCAGCCCCCAUGCAUGCCCUCACUGUACAGCUCAUCUCAGUCCACUCACUCACCAACCUCUGUCUGUCUGUCUUCUCCGUUAGGAUCUACCACCUCCCCCUCCUCCUCCUACUCCUCCUCCUCCUCAAUCCCUCUGUUCUCCGGUGGACCCAUAGGCCCUUAUUCAUUCUCUCCUGUCCAUAUGAUCUCUGCAGUCAAACAGAAGAGCGCCUUCGCCCCUGUCGUGCGGCCACAGACCUCCCCGCCCCCCACCUGCACCACCACCAAUGGCAGCAGCCUACAGGGUGAGCAUCCCGCCCCUCAGUCCCGCCCACUUCUGCCU
Coregonus sp. 'balchen' is the source of this 15526-nucleotide messenger RNA. The record is from the annotation of a GenBank genome assembly. Lineage: Eukaryota; Metazoa; Chordata; Actinopteri; Salmoniformes; Salmonidae.